GGGGGAGCGCGGCGGGGAUGGGGCGCCGAGCCGGGCGGGCGCCGGGGCCUCGGCAAUGUUCGCGGGGCUGCAGGACCUGGGCGUGGCCAACGGCGAAGACCUGAAGGAGACGCUGACGAACUGCACGGAGCCGCUCAAGGCCAUCGAGCAGUUCCAGACAGAGAAUGGCGUGCUGCUGCCCUCCCUGCAGUCGGCCUUGCCUUUCUUGGACCUGCAUGGGACACCUCGGCUCGAGUUCCACCAGUCCGUGUUUGAUGAGCUUCGGGACAAGCUGCUGGAGCGCGUGUCCGCCAUUGCCUCCGAAGGGAAGGCUGAGGAAAGGUACAAGAAACUGGAAGAUCUUCUGGAAAAGAGCUUUUCUCUGGUGAAGAUGCCGUCCCUGCAGCCAGUAGUGAUGUGUGUCAUGAAACAUCUGCCCAAGGUCCCGGAGAAGAAGCUGAAGCUGGUGAUGGCUGACAAGGAGCUGUACCGCGCCUGCGCCGUGGAGGUGAAGCGGCAGAUCUGGCAGGACAACCAGGCGCUGUUCGGGGACGAGGUGUCCCCGCUGCUGAAGCAGUACAUCCUAGAGAAGGAGAGCGCGCUUUUCAGCACCGAGCUCUCUGUCCUGCACAACUUCUUCAGUCCUUCCCCGAAGACCAGGCGCCAGGGCGAGGUGGUGCAGAAGCUGACGCAGAUGGUGGGGAAGAACGUGAAGCUGUAUGACAUGGUGCUGCAGUUCCUGCGGACCCUCUUCCUGCGGACCCGCAAUGUGCACUACUGCACGCUGCGGGCCGAGCUGCUCAUGUCCCUGCAUGAGCUGGACGUCGGGGACAUCUGCUCUGUGGACCCCUGCCACAAGUUUACCUGGUGCCUGGACGCCUGCAUUCGCGAGCGGUUCGUGGACAGCAAGAGGGCCCGCGAGCUGCAGGGAUUUCUUGAUGGGGUGAAGAAGGGGCAGGAGCAGGUCCUGGGGGACUUGUCCAUGAUCCUGUGUGACCCCUUUGCCAUCAACACCCUGUCGCUGAGCACCGUCAGGCACCUGCAGGAGCUGGUCGGCCAGGAGACCCUGCCCAGGGACAGUCCCGAUCUCCUGCUGCUGCUCAGGCUGCUGGCGCUGGGCCAGGGGGCGUGGGACAUGAUUGACAGCCAGGUCUUCAAGGAGCCCAAGAUGGAGGUGGAGCUCAUCACCAGGUUCCUGCCCAUGCUCAUGGCCUUCGUGGUCGACGACCACACCUUCAACGUGGACCAGAAGCUGCCAGCGGAGGAGAAGGCCGCGGUCACGUAUCCGAACACGCUCCCGGAGAGCUUCACCAAGUUCCUGCAGGAGCACCGCAUGGCCUGCGAGGUGGGGCUGUACUACGUGCUGCACGUCACCAAGCAGAGGAACAAGAACGCGCUCCUGCGCCUGCUGCCGGGGCUGGUGGAGACCUUCGGUGAUCUGGCGUUUGGGGACAUCUUCCUGCACCUGCUCAUGGGGAACUUGGCGCUGCUGGCCGAUGAGUUUGCCCUGGAGGACUUCUGCAGGAGCCUCUUCGACGGCUUCCUCCUCACGGCCUCACCCAGGAAGGAGAAUGUGCAGCGACACAUGCUUCGGCUCCUCAUUCACCUGCACCACCGGGUGGCCCCGUCCAGGCUGGACGCCCUGCGGAAGGCGCUGGAGCCCACGGGCCAGAGCGGAGAGGCGGUGAAGGAGCUGUACUCUCAGCUUGGCGAGCGGCUGGAGCAGCUGGAGCAGCGGAAGGCCAGCCCGGCCCAGGCCGCAGAGACUCCGGCCCUGGACCUGCCGCUCCCCGCCGUGUCCGCCCCGGCCGGGCUCUGAGGCUCCGCCUGGGCCGGGCCCCCGGUGGGGUGCGGCUGUGGCCAUGGCCGGCCAGGAGCUGCUCGGGGGCGGGGUCGGGCCCUGCGGGGCACCCCCUGCCUGGGGCCUCCUGCACGAGGGCCCCUUUCUGCCCCUGGGCCUCACCCCAAGCUGAGUCCUGGGAGGUGCGUGUUGUCCCCGGGAAUGGGCUUGCGUCCUCGUCCCUCGUCUGGUUCUGUGGGGCACGGCUCUGGGUCUGCUGUGCCCCUCCGGGCCGCCUGAACUCACGCCCAGGCCGUGGAAGCGUCUGGCUCGUCGCCGCCUCUGGUGUGGCUUUCCGCUUCUGGAGGGAGGCAGGUUGGCAGUAGUUGGGAUUAGGGAAAAGGCCACUGGUUUCCCGUGGGGGGAAGGGGGGAGGAGGGGCGGGCCCAGCCUUGUGGGCACGCGUAGGCCAGAAUCUUGUGGUUUGCUGGGUGCGGUCACCUGCAGAACGAAUCUGGUUUCCAGAGGGCUUCUGAGUGUUUCACAGAGGACCGCCUGGCUGACCCAGAGCCCCACAGGCAGGGACCUGCUCCCCCACUGGCCAGCAGCGCCCCAUGUAGCAGGCCUGGCUGAGGAAAACACAGGCCAUGGACUGGCUGCCUCAGUUUACCUUUAGAGGGGUGUGCUCCCUCUUACUCAGCUGCACACAAUGAGACUUUCACUUAUGUAAAUAAAAGGCGUUUGGGUAAAUCCA
Molecule: messenger RNA, 2513 nt
Organism: Suricata suricatta (meerkat)
Lineage: Eukaryota; Metazoa; Chordata; Mammalia; Carnivora; Herpestidae
Gene: NELFB
Product: negative elongation factor complex member B
Exons: 14
Coding region: 56-1798 (580 amino acids)
Biological process (GO): negative regulation of transcription elongation by RNA polymerase II
Cellular component (GO): nucleus; NELF complex
Source: RefSeq, a predicted model, not a curated record